Messenger RNA from Nestor notabilis (Kea), 609 nucleotides. RefSeq names its product phospholipase A2, group XIIB (gene PLA2G12B). The transcript has 4 exons. The record is from RefSeq and is a predicted model, not a curated record. Bases 1 to 609 code for a protein of 202 amino acids. Gene Ontology annotation, cellular component: extracellular region. Gene Ontology annotation, biological process: cholesterol homeostasis; phospholipid metabolic process; arachidonate secretion. Lineage: Eukaryota; Metazoa; Chordata; Aves; Psittaciformes; Psittacidae. Gene Ontology annotation, molecular function: calcium ion binding; A2-type glycerophospholipase activity.
AUGAGGCUGCUUUUCAAGGCAGCGGUUCUGUGCCUGACGCUGGGCUUAGGGCAAUGCACAGAAGAAGCAACACAGGUGAACACCGUCCACCGAGCUUCCCAGGCAGCGCCAUCCUAUUCAGACUGGGGCAUCGAGACCAUCCGGGACAGCUUUGAAACAGUUAACAGCUACUUUGACUCCUUCUUGGAACUGCUUGGGGGAAAAAAUGGAGUAUGCCAGUACAGGUGCCGAUACGGGAAGGCUCCAAUGCCGCGACCUCACUACAAACCACAGGAACCCAACGGCUGUAGCUCAAAUUUUCUGGGGCUCAAGGUACCUGAAACUCUAGAUUUGGGCAUCCCUGCCAUGACCAAGUGCUGUAACCAGCUGGACAUCUGUUACGACACCUGUGGGGCCAACAAAUACCGCUGCGAUGCAAAGUUCCGAUGGUGCCUCCACUCCAUUUGCUCCGACCUUAAGCGCAGCCUUGGGUUUGUCUCCAAGGUGGAAGCUUGUGAGUCUGUCGCAGACACAGUGUUCAAUGCCGUCUGGACCCUGGGCUGCCGGCCCUUCAUGAACAGUCAAAGGAGCGCCUGCAUUUGCAAUGAGGAGGAACGAGAUGAACUGUGA